CCGCGGGCUUUACGACGGCGUGCGCGGCAGCACUCGGCAGCGCCCGAGGCGGCUGGCGGGGUCAUGGCGGCGGCGGCGCGGGUGCUGCCCGCCUCGCCCAACUGGUACAGCAGCCGCUGCAGUGACGCCAGCGGGGACGGCCGCCUCUUCGGCUUCGGGGCGAGGCACAGUAUCUGCCUCCUGGACGUCGGCAGUGCCGCGCCCGCUUUCUACGGGGAGCUCGUCGGUCACACGGAGAGGGUCUCCGGGUUCGCCUUUUGCCACUACCCCGGGCAGAGCGGGCUCUGCGCUAGUAGCUCCGACGACGGGACGGUGAAAGUCUGGGACACACAGACUCUGUCGCCGGUGGUGGAGCACACGUUGCACCAGAAUACAAUCUCUGCAUUGCACUGGUCGUCUCUUGUGAAAGAUUUGGUUGUAUCCGGUGAUGAAAAAGGUAUAAUCAUUUGUUACUGGCAUAACAGAAAUGAGAGCCAACAAUUCUUCCCAGAGCCUCGGACAAUUUUUUGUCUCACUUGUUCUCCUCAUGAUGAAAACCAGGUGGCUAUUGGCUACAAGGAUGGCAUGGUGGUUAUAAUUGAUAUCAGCAGGAAAAGAGAAGUUCUUCAUCGGCUAAGAGGCCAUGACGAUGAAAUACACUGUCUGGCCUGGUGCCCUGUAUCUGGUGAAGAAAGGUUACCUGCUUGGCAAGAUGAUCUCCAAGAAGAAAGUGAAGUUUCAAAUGGGGAGCUGACCCAAGAUAUGGCCAUGAAGAAAGGUUGUUACCUGGCUUCAGGAAGCAAAGAUCAGACCAUACGAAUAUGGAGCUGUACUAGAGGCAGAAGUGUAAUGACUUUGAAGUUGCCACCCAUGAAGAGAAGAGGUGGAGCCAUUGAUCCCACUGUUAAAGAGCGCAUUUGGCUGACUGUUCACUGGCCUUGCGGUCGUUCCAAAGAAAUUGUAUCCAGCUGUUUUGGGGGAGAAUUGCUACUCUGGGAUUUGACCCAAUCUGGGAAACGCAAGUGGACACUUCUAGGAUCUUCAGAAGGACAGAAUCACUCACGAAUUGUGUUCAAUCUGUGCUCCCUGAAGGUUCAAGACAAAGAGCUACUUUUUUCCAUUUCAAUGGACAGAGAUGUGAAGUGUUGGGACCUAUCAACUCUUGAUUGUAGCUGGACAAUGCCCUCGCUUGGGGGAUUUGUCUAUAGUCUUGCCUUCUCCCCUGUGGACACAGGCUGUCUUGCCAUCGGUGUUGGGGACAGCAUGAUACGGGUGUGGAAUACUUUGUCCAUGAGCAAUACCUAUGAUGUUAAAACCUUCUGGCAAAGCAUAAAGUCCAAGGUUACAGCAUUAUCCUGGCAUCCAACAAAGGAAGGCUGUUUAGCUUUUGGAACAGAUGAUGGAAAAGUUGGCAUAUUUGACACCUUCUCCAGCAGCACUAAGAAUAAGCCACCUCAGAUCUCCAGUACUUACCACAAGAAGACUGUAUACACAUUAGCCUGGGGCCCUCCAACUCCUCCUCUAUCUUUUGGAGGAGAAGGUGAACAGCCCUCUGUAACCUUAUAUAGCUGUGCUGGUGAAGGUAUUGUUUUUCAACACAACCCAUGGAAGCUUAGUGGAGAAGCUAAUGACAUCAACAAAGUCAUCAGAGAAACUAAUUCAAUCAAACACAAAUUGCCUGCACAUACUGAGAUCAGCUGGAAACCAGAUGGCAAACUUUUGGCUCUUGGUAAUGAAGAUGGCUCAAUUGAAAUAUUUCAAGCUCCAAACUUGAAAUUGCUCUGCACUAUCCAGCAACAUCAUAAACUGAUAAACGCUAUUCGUUGGCAUCAUGAGCAUGGGAGCCAGCCAGAGCUGAGUUACUUGAUAGCUUCGGGCUCAAUUAAUGCUACUAUUUAUGUGCAUAAUCUGAAGAGCAUCGUAGAGAGCUCUUCAGAAACUCCUCUGACAAUAACAGAGCCUUUUCGAACUCUGGCGGGGCACACAGCUAAAAUCACAAGUCUUUCUUGGAGCCCCCACCAUGAGGCAAGAUUGGUAUCUGCUUGCUAUGAUGGCACUGCACAGGUAUGGGAUGUUAUGAAAGAAGAGCCACUCUGCAACUACCGAGGCCACCGGGGCCGGCUACUGUGUGUCCAGUGGUCACCAGUGGAUUCAGAUUCUGUUUAUACAGGAGCAGAUGAUUUUUCUGUUCAUAAAUGGCUCAUCUCAAAGCAGGAGCAUACACGGCCUCCUCAGGGCAAGAAGAGCAUAGAAUUAGAGAAGAAAAGAAGUAUGCAACCCAAAGCCAAAACAAAGAAGAAGAAAAAGCCAAUAGGAAAGAGUCCAGGCAAGCAGGAUCUGAGUGACACCAUGAAUGGAGAUGAAAGUGUGAAGGAAAUUUUGCUAGAAGAAAAUGGAGUGUCAGACCAUGAAGGGGAAAAAGAAGCUCAGGAGGCAGAGUUGCCUGAUAAAAUCUCCACGACAGUGUCCAAGGAUACCUCUUCAUAUGCAUCUGAUUAUUUUUCAUUUGGCUUGCCAAAGCCUUUAGUGACCCAGAAAGCCACUCUUGUGAAAAAGGAUCAGCCUAAAGAGAAAACAGGUCCUGACUCCUCUCUGAAGAAGAGGAAGCCUCGUUCAAUUUUGCCCUUCUCCACAUCCAUGGAUCACAGAUCAAAAGAUGAAUUGCAUCAGGACUGCUUGAGGCUUGCUGCGUGUCUGAAAUCCAAAGGGUUUGAUAAUGAGGGUUUGUCCUCUGACCUCGGGGAUCAUGUCCACUUGGGGCUGUUCACAGACAGGGUUUCUCUGCACAAGAUGAUGGAUGUGGAAGGAAAAUAUCAUUUGGAGAAUGGACAUCCAGAGCUCUUUCAGCAGCUCAUGUUGUGGAAAGGAGAUCUGAAGGGCAUCCUCCAGGCAGCUGCUGAGAGAGGAGAGCUGACAGACCAGCUGGUAGCAAUUUCGCCCAUGGUUGGAUAUCAGGCUUGGGUUUGGACAGUAGAAGCCUUUGCAAAGCAGCUGUGUUUUCAGGAGCAGUAUGUGAAGGCUGCGUCCCACCUCCUGUCCAUCCAUAAAGUGUAUGAGGCUGUUGAGCUCCUGAAAGUGAACCACUUCUACAGGGAAGCUAUUGUAAUUGCUAAGGCCAGGUUGCGUCCAGAAGAUCCAGUCCUGAGGGAUCUCUACAACAGCUGGGCAGCUCUUCUAGAGAAAGACGGUCAUUAUUCCAUGGCUGCCAAAUGUUAUUUAGGGGCUUCCUCGCCAUAUGAUGCAGUCAAAGUGCUGGCAAAAAAGGGUGACGUGACAUCCCUUAAAACUGCUGCUGAGCUGGCUCUGAUAUCUGAAGAGGAGGAGUUGUCAGCAACUUUGUCUUUCAGAUGUGCCCAAGAGCUGCUGUCAUCCAGGAACUGGGUGGGGGCUCAGGAAGUCCUUCAGCAACAGAAAACUUUAUUUGGACAAAGACUUGUUUUCUGCCUUAAUGAAUUGCUUUGCAAGUGCCUUAGUGAAAGAAAUCCAUUUGAUCGGAAGAGCCUUUCAUCUCCCUGUUACCACAGCUGGGAGUUGAACAAAGAGGCCUCAUUUCUUGAUAUGGUGAUGGAAGUCUGGCAGAGUGCAUUGGGCAUGAACACCACUGAACAAGCCACAUGUGCACAGGAGCAGCUGCGCAAUAUUGAGUACCCUCCUUCAACCAGCAAUACACACCCCAAGCAGCUGCUUUUCCAUAUCUCCCAUGACCUGACCCUUGCGACGCUGAGCUAUCAGACCGCUACAUGGGAUGAGGCAGUGAAAAGUAUUCUUGGAGCUGUGACCCGCAGUUAUGAUGCUGGUAAUUUCACUUUGAUGCAAGAGAUCUGCAGUAUCCUCCUUCCUGAAGGCUGUGAUAACCUGAGACAGAAACUGGACAGCACAGGUUCACAGAGCAUGGAUGCUUGCAGAAGUUUAGAGGGCUUUGUGGCUUAUGGACUGCUGUAUGACCUGUGGUGGAAUCCACCCAAAGACUGUGUUGCAAAAGACUUUCAAAGGGCUGUCUUGGAUCCUCUGCUGUGUCCAAGUGAGAAGACGGCUCUUGAACAGAGUUACAUUUCAGGCUGCUCCUCCCCUGAAGAAACUGCUGAUCAAUGUGCAGUUGAGAUGGAUGAAAACCUUCACAUUACAACUGAACUUCACAGGUGUGAGACAGAAAGUGACUCAAGAGCUAGCUCAGUGGAUUUGGAAGACAGACAGUCAAAACUGAGUGGCUGCAAAGUGCUUCUUUCAGAAGUGAUUGCUGCUUUGCAGAGUACCCAGAGAGAUAUAGCAGAGGUCCAGCAGAUUUUAGCAGAGAUGAUCCGGCAGCAUCAGAGGAACAAUCUACAGGGAAGCACAAAUGGAAGCACACAGGAAAGCAAGCUGCAGCAGAGUUCAGAGACUGAAUCAGACAAGCCAUGCUCUGACAGCAGCCAGAUGAAGUGUAAAGCUGAAAUAAAGGAACCAAUAACCCUCCCUGAGCUAACGAAGCAGCUUCUAAAAGCAAACCAGAAGCUAGCAGAAUUUCCAGACAGUUUAAAGGCCUUCCCUUUCCCUGAUGUGCUGGAGUGCUGUCUUGUACUCCUUCACAUUGGAUCCGAGUGUCCUCCUGAACUACAUGAACAGGCAUUGGACCUUCUUAGGAAACAUGGUUGUGCUAACAUUUAUGAAAAAGCUGGCAGGAAGUUCUUGAUCUGAUGUUUUAAGACCAGGCUGUCUCCCUUGUGCUGUCCACAGCUAAACACCAAGGCUGUUCUUUCUUCAAGUGAAAGCUUGUUUCAAUGGACACGGUAAUUGUUGAAGAGUAUUGUUCUGGAUAAAAUUACAAAAAAAAAAAUUCAGGUUUAUAUACAGACUCUCAUGGUCAUUCACUGCUACUACUAAAUAAGAUUGUGCUUGAAAAUAGAAAAGCAGUAGAUUUUGGCCUUGAACUGUAUACAAGAUUUUUGUAUAGUCUUUCUUUUUAUUUGUGGGAAGUUAUGCCAAGGGACACUCUUGGAAUUUACAUGCAACAGAAGGAGUUUUAAGCAGUUACAUCAGUCUUUCAGCAGAGGAAAAGUUGUAGCUGCCCUCUGGAAAAAUAAUAGUUUCUUUAAGCAGUCUGACGUUUAAGCCAGUAUUGUUCUUGCAAGCAUUGUGAAUUUAUUUUUGUUCUUUAAAUAAAAGUCUUCUACAGCUA
Molecule: messenger RNA, 5134 nt
Organism: Dromaius novaehollandiae (emu)
Lineage: Eukaryota; Metazoa; Chordata; Aves; Casuariiformes; Dromaiidae
Gene: GEMIN5
Product: gem nuclear organelle associated protein 5
Exons: 28
Coding region: 64-4653 (1529 amino acids)
Biological process (GO): spliceosomal snRNP assembly
Cellular component (GO): nucleus; SMN complex
Molecular function (GO): mRNA 3'-UTR binding; protein binding
Source: RefSeq, a predicted model, not a curated record